Beta vulgaris subsp. vulgaris (sugar beet) is the source of this 1185-nucleotide messenger RNA. RefSeq lists its product as uncharacterized. Bases 1 to 1185 code for a protein of 394 amino acids. The transcript is spliced from 2 exons. Lineage: Eukaryota; Viridiplantae; Streptophyta; Magnoliopsida; Caryophyllales; Amaranthaceae. The record is from RefSeq and is a predicted model, not a curated record.
AUGGCACUCAUAGCAGCUCAGCUGCAGCAAACCCUACAACAAAGCCUCAUGCAAAUGCUGACUACCCUCCAACAGGACAAGCAAAGGUCAGCAGCUCAAGAACCUGGUCAGUCUCAAAGGGCACCUUCCCGGCAAGAUGAGCACCCUCCACCUGGGGAGAGGUCGGCUCAUCGGGAAACUGCCCUCCGAAGAGAAGAGACUCACGUCUCCAGGUCACCGAGGGGAAAUCCUGGGCGCAAGCCGGAGGAUGCUAGGAACAUUCUUAAUGAGAAGCGCCGUAGUCAGGGGUAUGACGCCCGUCAGUUCUUAGAUCGCAAGGCAGCUCAGCGAGAAGGACAAGGCGACUCGGCGCAGUCCAAGCCUCUAAGACUGGGCAACGAAAGCUUGAAGUUCAUGACCCCGUUCAGUCGAGAGAUCAUUGACACCCCUACCCAAGGGAAAGUUAAAACACCGCUGAUCGAGCAAUUUGCGGGCCUAACCGACCCGGAAGAUCAUAUGGCCACAUAUAAGGCUCAGAUGAGUGUGCAGACCAGCUGCGAGGCCACAUGGUGUCGGUUCUUCCCCACCACCCUGAAGGGGCUCGCGCUGAAUUGGUUCCAAGAGCUGCCGGCCGGAAUCAUCACUGAUUUCGCGGUACUUGAGGACAUGUUUACCCAUCAAUUCGUGGCCGGAAAGAGGCAAAAGAAGACAAGCUUGCACCUUAUGAGAGUCAAACAAGAGAAGAACGAAAGUCUAGCCGACUACAUAAAAAGGUUCAAUGAAGAAUCUCUAAAAGUGUCCGACCUGCAGGAUGCAGUUGCGUUCGCUGCUCUCAUGUCCGGGUUGCAGCCUGGCCGGCUCAGAUGGACAUUGGCAGAGAGCGAAGUUAAAACUUUUUCCGAGGCCAUGGCAAAGGCCCAGAGAUUUAUCCAAGCGGCGGACGUAUGUCGUCACUCGGAAGAAGGAAGUAAGAAGAGAAAGGAAGAGGGCAGCAACAGAGAUCAGCCCAAACAGCAGAAAACGGGCGGUAGGUCGGACAGAUUUACAACAUGGAAACGACCCUCGUUUCAACAAAGAACGGAGAGAAAUCUACUGGAAUCAAGCAUAAGUCCAUGCUGCCUCAUCCCCCACCCAUCAGGACCUCAGCCUAUCGGCGGGACAAAAGCCAGUGGUGUGAAUACCACCGAGAAUGUGGUCAUACCAUAA